UUUCUUGUAGUGCACUGACUGAUACAUGUUAUAUCCCUAACUAAAGAUAUAUUUAGAUAAUGUUUUCUUUUUCAACGACAAUGUUUUCUUUUUCAUACUUUUGACCCUCGCCUUUUCUUGUCUACUUUCGUACUUUUGACUUAAUGUGCAAAAACCAAUUAUAAACCUACUGAAAGGUAGAAAAAUAGUCAAAGAUUGAUCAGAAAUCUCUCCCUAACUUAUGCACAUCACUCAACUAACCCACUUCUCCUUCUUUUUAUAUCCAAUUAUGAAUUAGUAAUGAUACCAGACGCACCACUCGAGGGCCCAUUAUCAGCUGUUUAUGCGUUUUCCUAUAAUAACAAACAACAUUAAGAUCGCAUUCAAAGGCAAACUAAGGAGUGCAGAGGGUAUUUUACUAAGCAGAGACGAAUGGCCGUGAAGCUCAAUUACCUCUUUCUUUUCGUUUACAUUGUUCUUCUUAUUUCAGCGGGGAAUGCUACUAGUGCGCACCUGACGAUGCCCACAAAGGUAGCUACCGCAGGAGGACGGGAAGGGAAAGCGGGUAGGUCGGAAUGGCUAUACGUAGCAGGAGAGUGUGCAAAAUUACCACUUUGCAACAAAUAUUGCGUUUCCAACGGGUUUCGUCUUGGUGGGUUUUGUAAAAAAUUAUCCCCUCGAGCUUCUUCUCUUUCUUGUGUUUGUAAAUACACCUAACUUAACAACAAGUUUCUUUUCUUUCUUUUUGUUAUUGAGAAAAACAAUAAAAGUGUUGUUGACAAGUUACGCCUUGUUUGUGGUCCCUUCUACCGUUCUACGUAUGUUUUGUGGUUUGGAACUUGCAAGUCUGGUAUUGCUUUGUGAUUUAAUAAUUUCGGCUUUAAAAAAAUAAGAUCUUGAAUUAGCCUAUAA
This is a messenger RNA of Brassica napus (rape), 891 nucleotides long. Its product is annotated as defensin-like protein 37. The transcript has 2 exons. Lineage: Eukaryota; Viridiplantae; Streptophyta; Magnoliopsida; Brassicales; Brassicaceae. Bases 412 to 696 code for a protein of 94 amino acids. The record is from RefSeq and is a predicted model, not a curated record.